AUGGCUUCCUUUAGACCAUAGUCUUCAUAAGCUAUUUCAGUCAGAUCACCCAGUAGAGGUAUGAGAUUGUCAUUAUGAGUUAGUUAUUCCAAUUGCAUCCAACAUGGGUCAUUCUUAUGUGAUUCCAGCAGCCCAAAAUUUACCAACCACAGUAAUAGUCAAAGAGAAAAACCCUGUUUCAUAUGACAAAUCAAAAGAACAUGAUGAUGAGUAUAAGGAUGAGUUAGAGUUGUGGAAGAAAAAAUAUUUUACAUUGGAAGCUUAAUUGGCUAAAUAUGAUAUUGAAAAUGAAAUAGUACUCAAUUAAUCUGACUAUUUAAGAAAGAUGAAUUACAAUCAAGGAUUUUGGGUUCUUAAGAAGAUGCCAAAAAGUUCUAAAUUGAUAUUUCCAAAAUUCAGGCCGAUAUGGACAAACAAAGAGGAGAAAUGAAUGAUUUAGUAAUUGAAAAUCAAAAACUACUGAAUUAAUAAGUAGAGGUAGAAAGAUUGAAGAAAUUAGUUGGUGAAAGAGAGGAUACAAUAGGCUAAGUAUUAAUUAUUUCUAAUUGAUAGUUGUCACAAAAGUGUAGAGAAUACUAAGAAUAGUUAUAGGAAUUGGAAGCAUUUUAAUAAGCAUUACAAGAUAUGCAUAAUCAAAAUGAAGGUAAAGAAAGGAUGAUUGAACAAUGGAAACUAAAAUAUACCGAAAAUGAUUAAAAGAAACAAAAGGAAAUAGACGAGUUAAAAUAAAAAUUAGCUGAAUAUAAUCCAACAGAAGUACAAUUUCUAAAAGCCCAAUUAGAUAGAGAGAAAAUAGAAUGGUAGAAUAGUUAAAAGAAACUCCAACAAGAUUUAACUGAUGCUCUUAAACAACUAGAUUAAUGGAAAAUUAAAUAUAAUGUAAGAGUUUUUCUCUAAAUUAGAAUCUUGAUAUGCAACAUUAAUAACUCUCAUCUGCAUAAAAAGAAUCUGUUGCUAGAAUAGAUACCUUAAAUCAGGAAUAAAAUAAAUUGACUGUUUAAGUUCAUAAUUUGAAUGAUGAUAAACAAAAGUUAUAAAUAGAGUUGGAAGCCACUAAAGGAUAAUUAAAAUUACAUUAGGGUUUGAUUGGAGAAUUAGAUAGAUUGAAGAAGUUGUUGACUGAUAAAAGUGCAGAACUUUAAUAACUAUAACAAUAAUCACAGUAAAAGGAUAUUGAUCUUAAUAAUGCAGAUUUAACUAUUUAAGAGUAAAAUUAAAAAAUUAAAUCUUUAUCUUUAUUGUAAUAAGAAAAUUAAAGAUUGUAAUAAGAAUUAGAUUAGCAACACAGAUAAAAUGAAUAAUUGCAUUAAUAAAAUGCUGAAUUAUUGAAAAAUCUAGACAAAUUUAAGUUAUUAGAAGAAGAGAAAAUGUAAUUAGAAAACAAAGUAAGUAUGUUGGCAGCUGAAAUAGAAAGAUUAAAAGUUUAAUUGAAAUAAAAGAAUGAUAAAAUUUUAUAAGAACAAGAAGAAUUGAAAAGAUUAUAAGAAUAACUGAAUGAAAUAGAUGAAUUAUAAAAGCAGAUUGAAGAUUUAGUUCUUUAAUUAGAAUAAGCAAAUAAUACCAUUGAUGAGCUAGAGAAGAAAUUACAAACAAUAACAGAGCUUGAAUAAAAACUCUAAGAUGCUAAUAAUAAAAUAUAUGAUUUAGAAAAUAAAGUAGCAAUGUUAAGUGCUGAAUCUCAAAGAUUGAGAUAUCUAAAUGAUUAAAAGACUGAAUAAUUAAAAGCAGCUGAGCAAUAAUUAUCAGAUCUCAAUUUACUUAAAGAAUAAUUACAUUAAUUAUAGAGUAAAUACGAUGCUCAAUAAUAAAUGAAUUAGAACUAUUAAGCUGAAUUAGAAAAACUAAGAGGAUAAUCAACUUAGUAAGAUACAAAUAUUGCAGAAUUGAGAAGACAAUUAGAUGAACAAAAAGCACAAAAUAUAGUACAUAAGCAAGCUAAUUCAGAACAAGUUAUUGCGGAUUUAUAAUAAUAAUUAAGCUCAUUGUAAUAAAGUUAUAAGAAGGUCUCUGAAUCCAAUUUAGCCAAUGAAGAAGAUCCAACUUUGGAUUUAUAAAAUAGAUUAACUUUAUUGAAGCAAGAAAAUCAGAGGUUGAAUUAAACAAUUGUAUAAAAGAAUUAAGAAGUCUUAAAUCAUUAAUAAUAAAAUCAAUAAUUACAAAAAGAAUUAUUGUCCUCUGAUACUUUGAAGGUGGAAAUUCAACAAUUAAAUGAAUCAAAUUCAGUAUUGCAAGAGCAACUAUAAAAUGAAAAAUAAGGUCGAAAAGGUUUGGAGGAGAAGAUUUAGUAAUCAGAAUAAGAAAAAUAUGAUCUUUAAAGUAAAUGUGCCAUGCUUUCAACACACAUUGAAGGGAUGAAGUAUAAACUUGAAAAAAUGGAAAAUGUUGAUGAAUUAAAAAAGAUCAUAUAAGAUCAAUAAGCUUAAUUGGCUGAGAUGGAUGCCUUAAAAUUAGAAAUUGAAAGUCUAAAUGAUAGAAUAGCUGAAUUAGAAAAAGAACUAAAAUUAUGGAAAUAAAAAUAUGAAUAAUUGGAUUAACAAUAUCAAUAGUUACUUCAUGUGAAGGAAUAAAUGGAAAAUAAAUUAGCUAUGCUUUCAUCAGAAAUUGAAAGAUUAAAAGUCCUCAACUAAAAGAAGUAAGGGGAAAUUGAUCAAUAAAAUUAAGAAUUAAUGAAAAUGGAUUAAGAACUAAAUGAUUUACAUAAUCAAUUAGAAGAUAUUAAUGAAUUAAAAACAUAAUUGAGUUCACUAGAAAACCAAUUAUAAUAAUUAACUGAUGAAAAUUAAAGCAAAUCUGCUGAAAUUACUCAACUCAAAUAACAAAUUGCUGAAAUAGAGGGAUUACUUGUUAAUUAAGAGGAUCUUUAGAAUUAAAUUAAGAAAUUAGAAAAGGAAUCACAAUCAAAGGAUGAAAUCAUAGAAUAGUUCAAAUAAAAAAUUACAUAAUUAGAGAGUAAGAUUGCAGAACUUGAAGACAUCAAAGUAUUUAUAUUAAAUAAUAUUAUCAGUAUAAAUAUGAAGAUAAAAUGGCUUUAUUAAGUAGUGAAGUUAAGAGACACGAGUUUAAAGCUAAGAAAUUGGAAGAUAAAUCUAACGAACUCUAAGUCUUAGUUGAGCAAUUAACUCAUGAUUUAAAUGAGGCAGAUACAAAAAUUGUUGAAUUAGAAAAGGUAUAAUUGUUAAGUUGAAUAUUAUUUAGGAUUUAGGGUAAUGGAAGUUCGAAUACUCCAAAUUAAAUAGUCUUCAAUAUAAAAUAGAUGAAUACAGUUUCUUAUUAGUAGUUUCAUUUGCUGAAAUUGAAGCUUUAAGAUCAUAAAACUCCUCAUUAAAUGAAUAAUUAGAUAAUCAAUAAAAAACAAAAGUUGCCCUUGCAUUAGCAUAAUGAGA
This is a messenger RNA of Paramecium octaurelia, 3383 nucleotides long. The record is from the annotation of a GenBank genome assembly. NCBI's taxonomy places the organism in Eukaryota, Ciliophora, Oligohymenophorea, Peniculida, Parameciidae.